Closterium sp. Yama58-4 is the source of this 1626-nucleotide messenger RNA. Lineage: Eukaryota; Viridiplantae; Streptophyta; Zygnematophyceae; Desmidiales; Closteriaceae. The record is from the annotation of a GenBank genome assembly.
AUGAUUCUGAGCGAGGAAGGUAGGAGAAGCAUCAUGGCGCUAGCAGCGGCGGACGGGCUCCGGGGAACGGCGAAAGGGGAGAUCGGCGCGCAGCGGUUGGGCGGAGGGUUGGGCGGAACGAACGGCGCGGGGGGAGGGGUUCUGCGGCGGCCGUGGCAGUCGCGAUUCGUGCAGGACGUGCGGAUCGACGUGGGCGGGGAGGCGCUGUGUGCUGACAUCGUGCCGGAUGAGUUCAGAGAAUCCACAGAGCGAAUGCCGCCAGUCACCUCCCUGCUCGACCUGCUCCGCCCCAACGAGCGUUUCCUCGCCUUCCUCCCGCGCCACGGCCUCGGGAACUCCCUGCGCGGGUUCGUCUCCGCGUUCGUAUACGCCAGCCUGGCGGGGCGGCGGCUGGUGCGGCUGCACGCGGGGGAGCACGCGCGGGUGUACGACCUUCUGUGCCAGGCGUAUGGGUGUAGUUUCGAUGCUGUGGGGCAGCCCGGAGGGGUGGAUCGCGGUGGGGAGGAGGACGGGAGCGGUGGAGAUGGUGGGGGUGGGGAGGGCGAGUAUGGGGAAGUGGGAGGUGGAGGGGAGAGGAUGAGCGUGGGAGGAGGAUCAGGGUAUGGAGGGGACGGGAGAGGUAAAGGGGCAAGAGAGGGAGCAGGAGUCCGGGAGGCGAAGGGAGCGCGGAGAGGGUUGAUGGGGGAUGUGGGGGCGGAAGGGGCUGUGGAGGUAGUGAGGAGUGCGAGUGAGGGGCGCAGUGGGACGGGCGUUGAAUUGCUGCGCAAGUUUGCCAUGCUGCGACCCAUCUACUUUUUGGAGCGAUACCAGAACGUUCAAACCAUAGCAGCUUCGUUGCAAUCAGACUAUCCAGUACUCGCCACGCGCAGUGGCACGCUCUUUGACCUCUUCUGGCACCGCAACGACCGCCUGCGCUCCUGCGUCUUUGCUGCCUUCCACUGCUCGUCCGUGUGGUGUGUUCACUCCCGGGCCAUGUUCGCGUUCCUCUCUCGCACCGGCCCCACUCCAGCCCUUGCCUCCACCAUCUCCUCUGUUCUUCGCCGUGGCAUUCUCAGCACACUCCGUUCCAUGCGAGACGACCUCCCCAGCGCCAGCACCACAGAACCCUCUAAUAACAGAGACGGAUCAAGCAGCAGCAGCAGCCUCGCUGGCGGCAGGGAGUUUUCCAUCUUCCUGGCAACAGACGAUGAGGAGCACCGAGCUGAGUUUGUGGCACGCCUGGCUGAGUACGGCACAGUCUUCUUCUCCUCUGGAGGUAUCUUCCACACCUCCAAGGCUGGUGGCAGCGCAGGCAGUGCGGGCAGUGCGGGCAGUGCGGGAAGUUCGGACGCAGAGGGCCUCAAGACCAGUAACUGGGGGACACGGCCGAAGGGCAUUAGUAAUACUAGUAGCAGCAGCAGGGCUGGUGUGGAUGGCACUGCUGAAAGUGUUGCACAGCGGCUCCCCACCAUGGCUGAGUUUUUCCUGCUUUCAAAAGCUCGCACCAUUAUUGAAGCUGGCAGUUACAUCAGCACGUUUGCAUACUUCGCCGGGUUGCUAGGCAAUGGGACUUUAUCGAGUGUAGAUAUGAAGAACGGGCAGUGCAGACUGCACCAUGAACAUGUGGCUCAAGGCAUGUUUGGCUAA